UAUAUUGAAGCAAAUAUUAGGUUGAGCAAAAUUGCUUUCUAUAUAUUUUAUUGAAAAUAAAUUUGAAACGCAAUUUUAUUAUUAAUAUGAAUGCAAUCGUGUGUAUGGUGUUGCUCAGUGUUUCUAUAAACACAGUAAAAGGAAUUUAUCGCAUACCAAUAAAUCGACGCUUCCUUGCACACUCGGAUGAAAGUGAUAACACAGAAGAUCCGAGAACUGAAACUGACAAUGACAACCCUCAAAUAGAAAGGGAACUAAAUCCAAUAGAUAUAAACGAUACUAAAAAAGACGAUGUCGAUAUAAGAAUGGAAACCAAUGAGGAAUUAAAAUUUACUGAUUUUGUUAAAGAAGCUGCUAAAGUAUUAAAAAGUUAUAAAAACAACCUUCUUGAGCAAGCAUUUGCGAUAAUAGUUGAUGAAUGGAAAGGUGUUUAUAAAGGGUGCAAUUCUUACGAGUUACCUGAUAUCAGAAAAUACGCAUCUGCUAAAUUAGCACUACUUAAAGAUGCACCUGCUGAAACGCUUCGUCAGCAUUUAGAUUAUGUAAUAAAUGUAUUAACAAAUAAAGAAUUCGGAGAAAUACAGGACUUGGUUGAUUAUGUCAAUUCCUUGUAUGUUGGAGAAAGUGACAAAUUCGUUGAAGUUUUACUGGCCCUGGUUCAUAGAAGGAUGUCAGAUGACGUAGAUUUAGCUGACAUAUUAAUGGGUGCAUUACAGUACUUUUUGAUUGAUCAUUAUUGUAACCUCGACGAUAUCGUUAGACAUGAGUUAAUUAAAAUGAUUAAACAUUAUUGGAGACAAUAUAUGUCUCACGUAGGUAAGCGUAAAAAUGGCUCCAAUAUAUAUUCAUUAUCGUUCGUAACGCCGUUUAUCUAUGAAAAGGAUACUGAACAAUUUUAUAAAAAAAGGAGAUUCAAUAAAGUAAAUGCAGGAAGACCACUAGCAUUGCGUUUUAGCGAUAAAAGUGAGUCUCGUGGGAAUGUACAUUUAGGUGAAAAUGAGUAUAGCAUGAGAGCUAAUUCAAGAGAAAUACGUGAUGAAAGCUUGAAUUCAGCUGAGUCGAAAGGCGAUAAAGAGACGACGUUGGAUAAAAACAUCAAUGUGAGGACAAAUGGUAGCACGGAAGAACAUAUAGCAAAAAGUUUUGAAACUUCUACAACCGAUAAAAAAAUUAAAGGCAUAUUUCGAGGUGGCCAUAGUACUAAAACUGAUAAAAUACAAAGUCUUCCAUUAGAAUCUAAACCAACGUAUGCUAGGGGACAGUCCAAUAUCAGUAACACUUUAGAAAGAUUAAUAAAUAUUGGAAACCUCGCCAAGGAAAUUAACGAGAAGAUUACUCCAGAAGGCAAGGCUACGCGGAAUGGGCAGUUCUUAAUGAACUGGGACUCUUUAAUCGGUAUCGAUUUUUUAGGAAUGAUUGUUGAUGAGCCAACUACUACUGAAGUGAUAAAAAAAGAAGGGGGUAACAACAAAGGUGUAAUUAUAACAAUGAAAGCUAAUUACCAAGAAUGAAGUAUUAUUAAGUGAAUGUCUAUUUAAUACUAAUACAAAUCAUUUAUUGUCAGAAAGUGAGUAAUGGAAAUGAUAUUUAAUGUUACAUAAAGUGUGUCGUAUUUGGCGUACAAUAUAUUGUUUCUAAUGCAUGUCAUUGAUAUAAGUGUAAUGUUUAAUGUUUAUGAACUGAACUCUUAGGAAGUGCCGUGCUGCGAUUGGAGUUUACAGCCACAGGAAAUGGUGUGCCUCACCUCCGAUCUCCGGCGGCGCACAGACUUUCUUAAUAAACUGUCGCUUCAACAAUCACCUGCCAAAAUGCUGUGGCCAAUGAUGAUGAUGAUUUAUGAACUAAUUUUUGUUUGUACAUUAUCAUUUGUAUUGAUUAAGGAUAAGAUAGAAUAAAAAGUAUACUUAAUUAUAUUUUUUGGAGAUUUAUUUUUACAAUGGAUUGUAAUACAGACACUUUAUCGGCAUUGUAAACAUAUAUAAUUAAGACAAUGAUACGUUAAUAAGUGUGGUUUAGGUACUGAUAGACUUGAGACAUGCACUUGUAUUGAGCGAUUGAGCUUAAGCAUUCUCGCGAACAGAAGAACGUACUAGCGUUCGUCGAAAAAUUCAC
This is a messenger RNA of Cydia splendana, 2112 nucleotides long. RefSeq lists its product as uncharacterized. Lineage: Eukaryota; Metazoa; Arthropoda; Insecta; Lepidoptera; Tortricidae. The coding region runs from base 87 to 1511 and encodes 474 amino acids. The record is from RefSeq and is a predicted model, not a curated record. The transcript has 2 exons.